AUGGCUAACUCGAUUUGACAAUGAAACGCAUACUGCAAUAUACGUAUCUAAUCAAGGCAUUCUUACGCCGAUGAAGCUACCCAUAGACACUAUUUUCAUGGUGCACUCUGGGACUGUGAUAAUAUUUACAUCAGUUGAAACCGUUGACGGUUUAAGGUUAAAGAGUUCGUUGCCUUUCCUUCGACGUAAGAAUGAAAGAAGAAAAAGAACUCUGACUUUACAGACUCGAAUGAUGAUAGACUGCUAAUUUGUUCAGCGAUAAUCGCUUGCAUUAAUAAAUCGCUCAACCGUUAUUUCUAUUCACUGCCACGAUAUGGCAAAUCGUGGAAGAGGUAGAGGCAAGGUCUCAAUGUCUAUAAAUGUCGAACAAUUAGGGUUCGGCAGAGGAGAGGCGCUACCGGGUCCAGUUCUGCAACCACCACCGAAGUACCCUCCUUUGGAUUAUAAGCCAACUCCUUUCACAAUAACAGACCAGGAUAACUAUAUGCUGGAAAUAAAAAGAGAUUAUGCAGAGUUUCUCCGAGAUACUCCAAGCUACGUACAACCGAUUGUCGUUAAUAAGGACAUUGAGCGUUAUUCGGAUUGGUUUCAGGACAUGAUGAAUGACCAGACUAGUUAUGAGGAACAAUACGACUGGACUGUGAUGCCAGGUGAAUUAAAACCCAGGAAUAGUAGCCAUAAGCGCCGUCAAGAUUCAAUUGUUAAAGAGCCGGCUAAGAAGAAGAGAGAUAUUGAUGUCGAGGUGAGGUUGAAGGAACUUGAGAGAAAGGAAAGUAGUCAACGAAGUGACGUCGAUGACAAUGGAAAAGAAGGAGAUGGGGAUAACGAAGAUGAUGAAAAAGAGCUAGAAGAACGUCCCGAGGAGGAAGAGGAAGAAUUAGAUGAAGAGAUGGAUGAUGGAACUGACUACGUCAAUAGCUAUUUCGACAAUGGAGAAGCCUUUGAUGACGAAGAUGACAAUUUAGAUGACGGUCCUGUAUAUUGACAUAGUGAACGGGUUACAGUAUUUACAGUCAAUACCAAACAAAUUUUUGUUAAGAUCAGCGUUUUUCACGAGUUGUGGCGUAAACCAAACUAAAGUACCUUUACUGGAAAUUGUGUUCAUAUUUACACAAUAUAAAAUUUUGUUGAUGAGCUUGGAAGUACAACUGUUUUCCAAAAUUACCAAAUCGAUUUAACAACUCACACGUAUUGAAUUGGUAAUUAUGAGGUUUUACAUCCUGGUCCGCGUCAUGUGCGAAUAUGCGAAUGAUUCAUAAGGUCCCUAAGGCUGACUAUUUUCACGAGUCUUUCAUCACAUUCAAAAUUACGUAAAAUAAACUAAUGGUACUCAUCCCUGGAUCAAUUUCAAAUACAUCUGAAUAAUAUGUAAGUAGAUUGUUUAAGUGAUUCGUUAUUGUUAUCAAUGUUUUGAUUGCCACAGAUGAAUAAUCCUAGAGAUGAUAUGAAGAUUGUACAGUAAGAACGGCACUUUAACUGCAUGAAUCCACUUAUGAAUUGGGAAUCGAAU
Messenger RNA from Neodiprion fabricii, 1510 nucleotides. RefSeq names its product DNA-directed RNA polymerase III subunit RPC7-like (gene Polr3G). NCBI's taxonomy places the organism in Eukaryota, Metazoa, Arthropoda, Insecta, Hymenoptera, Diprionidae. Gene Ontology annotation, cellular component: RNA polymerase III complex. The transcript has 2 exons. The coding region runs from base 314 to 985 and encodes 223 amino acids. Gene Ontology annotation, biological process: transcription by RNA polymerase III. The record is from RefSeq and is a predicted model, not a curated record.